CAUAUGAAUAUUUGGGGACUAAACCGACUUGAACAACAUUUAUUUAUUUAAAGUAGAAAAGGGCACUAAAAUAAUCAUCUUCUUCAUCUUCCACCUUCCCGACCCGAUUCGCCCCAUAUUAUUUUCGUUUCCGAGCUUGAAUUUAACGUCUGGAAUGAGAAAGAAGGGAAAAGAGAGAGAUGAGAGAGAAAGAAGGGGGCCGAUGGAGGAAGUAGAUCAGAGGAGGAAUGGAAGUUGAAAUUUUUGCUUUACUUGGUUUCAACUUUCAAGUUCCAAUCAACAAAGUACUGAAGCAGCAGCAAAUUAAGGUGCAUUAUGGCCUUGAAUAAGCAGCCGAAAGAGAUUCCAUCUGCCACUUGUUUAUGGAGUUGCAAUUCUACAAAAUCUUCUUCUGGCGUAUGUGUUUUCCUGAAGAACUUUUCGCACCUGAUUGGAUGUUGCAUUUCACUUUGAUGACCCAAAAGUUCAGGCGAGCUGCAGAGGAGUUCAAAAUGCAAAAUGAAGCUGCAAGCGCAGAAGAUCAGAUCACAAACUGGGACCUGAUGAGUUACCGUUUGAAGACAGUGAUGCAGGAACAUAUGCCAGAAACCAGGGAGAUGUGCAGAAUGUUACUACAUGGCGGAUUCAAACGUAAGUUGUAUUGCCAACUCGAGAUAUCGACUCGUGAAUAUGUGCUGGAGACUUUUGAUUUCAUGAAUUUGAUAGACAUCAAUCUUGGUGCUCUCGACGUCAUUUCCCUUCAGUUCGAUCCCAUAGUGGCGCAACAGAUUGCUGUUAUUCAGCAGAGAAUGUUUCAGUUUACGAAGAUUCUACAUGUUUUUAGAACGUGGCCAUUUAAAUCAAUGGGGACGGUUGAAAUCAUCUACCAUUUUCACUCUUGGGUAUGUAACAUCUCGCAUCUCGUAUUCCUGUAUAGGGCUGAUCAUCGAAUGAAUGAAAGUCUAGCAACCGCUAAGGGGAUUCAGCUGUUCUUUGCGAUUUGGGAAAUGUUUCCUAAACUCCUUCCGGAUUAUGUUGAUUUUCUUCUGGAACUUGUGGUAAAAAACUAUUCAAAGGAUCACAUUGAAGUCAACCCUGAAACCAUUCGCGAAGGUCUGAUGCUCUUGUUAUCAUUUGUCAUGGAUUCGCCGCACGAAAUUUUGAUGGCAACAGAAUUGAUACUGUCUGAAACUAAUGCUAUCAUCAGUGAACUGCCAUCUAUUAUCUGCAUUCCCCAUACAGAUAAGUUAUGCAACCUUCUUUGUAAGAUUGAUAGAGUCAAGGUUAAAUUAAGAGAAUUGUAUGUUGUUACUCCUAUUUCAUCACAAUUCAAUUCUCCAAAGACUAAUCCAAUUGGAUUUCUAGAUUCCCUCUUAGACACACUGCUUAUGAUGCUACAAGGAGGGGUGGAUUUUAUUCCUUCGGUUAUGAAUCAAGUUAUAGGAAUCCAUGAAGAGCUAGCUUCACUGAGGCCAUUUUUCUCCUGUCACAUGGCAUUGAACUGCAAAAUGAGGAAGACAGCAAACUCAAAGAUAAAGCUUGUGAAGUUUGAGGUCGAAAAGAUUAUUGAUGAGGUCAUGCAUAUCAACAAGAAACUCACAGGUGAAAUAGAGUCUACAGAUGCUUUGCCACCACAAGCAACAACUUCAAAGCAUGAAGGAGCUUCCAUAGGAUUCAAAGAGGCAAGGCAAGACAACAUUAGCCAGAAAAAUUUAUGA
Molecule: messenger RNA, 1697 nt
Organism: Oldenlandia corymbosa var. corymbosa
Lineage: Eukaryota; Viridiplantae; Streptophyta; Magnoliopsida; Gentianales; Rubiaceae
Source: the annotation of a GenBank genome assembly